GUCUGUCUGUCUGUCUGUCUGUCUGUCUGUCUGUCUGUCUGUACACACAAAAAUGCCCUCAGUGUCAUUCUCCAGUGGAAAGUGAUUGAUACUCUGCAAAAUAGAUGCUUACUUUUUAUUAUGCUGUCCGUUUUGGAAAGACAAUAAGCCAUUAUUUUUGAAGACUGUCUUAUGUCCUAGCUUUGAUACAGACUACAUUCUCUUAUGCAAAGGUACAGGCAAAGGUCUCCUUAACACCCUCUUCCAACAGUGAUUCAGAGCACUCCCUUCUUAUACAUCUCAGCUGCUCACUUCCAAAGGGGGAUCUAUAACCCCAUCCCCCAGUGUGAACAUCAACAGAGGUUUUGACAGAGCCUUCCUCUUAAUAUGCACCCCAGCCACUCACUCUAAGACACAGACAAAGGACCUUUUUUUAACCCCAAUCCCCUUAGUAUGGCCAGCAACAGUGAUCUUCUCAGAAUGUUCUGUUAUUCAUUCAGCUGAUUCUAUUGUAGAAGCCAAAAUGCAGGUAAAAUGAGAGUGAGAGUGAGUAUAAAGGAAGAACGAUCACAUCUUUUGUUGAUGUUCACAUGGUAGAAGGAGGGUGGAGAGGAACUUUUUGCCCAGUUCUCUACUCAUCCAGAGUAGGUGGAGGGACUGUUUCUUUGCCCAUGUUCAAUUCAGAAUAUAGCGCCUUAAACUUUAUUAAAUAUUAUAGCUGUAAAGGUUGGUGUGUCACUAGAAUUAAAAAAAACUAUAUAUUUUUUACAAAUACCAAAUGCAUUUUGACGGUAAAUUGAUCUUAUUCAGUCACAAUUACACACACACACACACACACUGGGGGGACAACCCAUCCUCUCAACCUACUCUGCUUUGUAUAAUCUGCUAUAUAUCUUGGAAAGUUGUUUAGUUGUCCAUUUGCUAUGUAUUUGAACACUGCUUAGCAUAUCAUAACAAAUUUUCCAUCAUGAUUCCUGAGAUCAAGGGACAGGUCUUUGCCUAUAUUUGGAUAUAAUUAGCCAUCAUUUCUGAGUAACAUGAAGUACAAGGCUUCUAUGGAAACAAUAAUGGUGUAAAGUAAUGUCACCUGUGAAACAGACAGAACUUUACUUUUAUAUAGAUAAUAUUGGAGUCUGUGAAACAGCUAUACUGACUUCUAGUUUGUUUCUGGGCACAGUUUGAAGGACCUGAUAACCUUUAAAGUGCAAAUGGUUCAGAACCAGGAUAAGUGAAAGCCCAUCUUCUCAUAUGCAAGCAUGCUCACCUAUUUAGAUAAUCUGCAUAUUAUGUGUCCCUUUAUUUCUGGAAAUACACUCCAUUGGGAGGACCUUUUCUGAGGACCUUUUCUAUGGCUGACCUUGGCUUGAAUAUUCUCUCCCAAGGGAAGAAGUUCUCACAACUUGGUCAACGGCUUUCUUCAAAUAUUAAAAUAAUCCUUGUUAAGAAAACUUUUGGUUUGUAGAAUUGGUUUUUAACACUUCAUAAAUUACACGUUCACCAUGCAUUCUAAAGUUGUCUUUUUCUAACACUUUCACCAUGCAGGCAAUCACAUAAUUUGCCUUAAUAUACCCAGCAUUCUGCAAUGUUAAGAUCAUUUAAAAAAAUGAAUCUGGGCUUCAUCCAGCCAUUUUGGGUUCUGUUCUUUAAAGCACUGUACAGUGGAUUCUUCCUCACCACUGUGAAAAUGGUUGAGAACAUUGGCUGCUAAUGGCAAUUCCACAGUGAAAGGAACACUGGCUAAUAUUCUCCUUAAACAUCUAAUGCAGGAAGAAAGUUGAAUGUUUUUAUAAAAGCAGCACGUUUCUGCAUCUGAAGUAAAAUAAACCAGAACUUUGUUUAUCAAAGUAAUUAUUCUCAGGGGAGGCAAUGGGAAAGAUGGAGGCAAUUAUGAAUGACCUUGAUUUGUAUAGUCACUGAGAACUUCUGAAUCAGUGGCUGACACAAUCAUAGCUUCAUUUUAAAUACAGCUUUUUUGUUUUAACGUUCCAGCCAUGACUACAUGCUCAUGAGGUUUUGAACUGGUGGGGUUGUGGUGGAUAGUUCGACGUAGAUGUUGACCCAGUGUGCAGCAGCUGUGAAAAUGGCAAAUUCCAUGCUAUGCUUCACUAGGGAAUGAACUGAUUGUAAAACUGUCAAUAUCAUAAUACCAUUAUGCAAAGAGGAGCGGGUAGUACUGUGGUCUAAACCACUGAGCCUGUUGGGCUUGCUGAUCGGAAGGUUGGCGGUUUGUAUCCACACAACGGCGUAAGCUCCCGUUGCUCUGUCCCGGCUUCUGCCAGCCUAGCAGUUUGAAAGCACACCAGUGCAAGUAGAUAAAUAUGUACUGCUGUGGUGGGAAGGUAAACGGCAUUUCUGUGUGCUCUGGCACACAUCACGGUGUCCUGUUGCGCCAGAAGUGGUUUAGUCAUGCUGGCCACAUGACCUAGAAAGCUGUCUGUGGACAAAUGCCGGCUAAAAAAAAAAGCUAAAUACUUUUGGGUGAGGCCUAGAUCACAAUUCAUUUCCCUACUUUGCUACUUUUUUGUGUACAUGGUUUGUUUUUAUUUGUUUUUCAUUUGUAUUACUUACGUUGUUGUAACUCACCCUGGAAUUUUAGGAUGAAGGGUUAAUAAUAAUAAUGGCCUGAUUAAACAUUAAAUGCAUGUAACAUUACCGUGAUGUCACUUUUUAAACAGGAGAACUUUUUAAACCAGAGAAGCAGUUGGGAUUGGUGAAGCAGCAGGAAGGCUUAACCCUCUCUGCUUCCAUUUUCUUGCACUAAAUCACCUCUCCAAAAAUAGCUUCUCACUAAAAUAUGUAUCAGAGCAAUGUAACAUCCAGUAGUGUGGAAAAUUUUAUACAGAGGAAAUCAGUUAGAUAUCCUAUUCUGCCACCAGCAGUUUGAAUCUGUACAAUUCCAGUAGGGCUGUAUCACAUAAUCAUUCUAAAUAUUCAAAACUAGCAUGAGAACUAGCACAAUAUUAUCUUACUUUGGGUUGAAACACUACUGAACAUGAAGUAGAAGGAUAUAUGUUUUCGAAGUGACAGAGGCAUUUCAGUACAGUAUGUGGAUUGAUUUACAGUACUUGUGCAAACUGAAAAAUUGUUCUUAAUAAUGCUGGCAUCAGGGUUCUCAAGUUUGAUAAGCACCAUAGCUGUCAACUUCCGGAUUGGAAAAUAAGGGAUCAUCAGCAGCGUGGCACCAGAAGUCACUUCUGCACAUGUCCAGACAUGCACAGAAGGGACUUCUGGUGCUGGCUCUGCCCAAUUUCCGGCGCCCAGACAUGGACAGAAGCUACUUCCGGUGCUGGGCUGCCCGUGUCCGCAUGUCUGGGCACCAGAAAUCAGGCAAUUUCAAUUCGGGAUAACAGCGGGAAACAUUUAAAUAUGGGGGUUUCCCGCGAAAAACGGGAGACUUGACAGCUAUGAUAAGCACAUGCUGAAAAGUCCGUUUGUUUCAUUCGAAAGCACGAAGUGCAAGUAGAUAAAUAGGUACCGCUCCGGUGGAAAGGUAAAUGGCGUUUCCAUGCGCUGCUCUGGUUCGCCAUAAGUGGCUUAGUCAUGUGGCCAUAUGACCUGUAUGCUGGCUGCCUCGGCCAGUAAAGCGAGAUGAGCGCUUCAACCCCAGAGUCGUCCAUGACUGGACCUAAUGGUCCCUUUACCUUUACCUUUAGCAAUAAACACAGAUAUUAGAUAGUAAAUCCUGUUUAAAAACUAGGGCUUGCCAACACUUUCCAUUAAACUAGAAUCUCCAAACAUAGCAAUCCAGUCAGUCUUAUAAACUGCCUUAAAGUGUGGAUCAGACCACUUGCCCAAUGUUGUCCAUGCUGACUGGCAGCAGCUUUCCAUUUUCUCAAGCAGAGUUAUUUUCAAGUCUUGUUACUUGACAACUUUCUUUUUAAGUGGGAGAUGACAGGGAUCGAGCCUCAGACCAUGAGCUUCCUAACGUGUGCUCUCUCUCACUGUGCUGCUUCUUUCUCGGCUUUGAUUUAGCAGUGAGAACCGCAAAGGUAACGAAAUACAGAGACACCUGCAUAAAAUACAUUCACCAGUGGGUGACGUGCAUUCCUUUAGAAUACUGGCAUUGCCAGGAGAAGGUUGCUCUUCCUUAGGUGCAAACUCCUCCUAUUACUGUCCUAGAGUUCCACCUACAAUCCAGGCCAGUGUGUUCUGAAAGCAGCUCACCCUCUUAACUUUUACUGGAAUAACUCAGAGGACAAACUGCAGGAACCUUCUUCAGUAACCUCUGCUUCACCCCUUUUAAGCUAUCUUGGAUGAGUAUUACAAUGUGAAAUUCUGCAUUGAUGCCAGUCAGCCAGAUGUAGGAAACUGGCUGAAGUAUAUCAGAUUUGCUGGAUGCUAUAAUCAGCCCAACCUUGUUGCAUGUCAAAUAAGUGAUCAGAUAUAUUACAGAGUGGUGAAAGACAUUGAAGCUGGAGAAGAGCUCCUUCUGUUCAUGAAGACUGAAGACUAUUUACAUGAUCCUAUGGCUCCAGACAUUCAUGAGGAGCGUCAAUAUCGGUGUGAGGACUGUGACCAGCUGUUUGAGUCCAAAGCAGAUCUCGUGGACCAUCAGAAAUUCCCAUGCAGCACACCUCACUCAGCAUUUUCGAUGGUGGAUGAGGAAUUUCAGCCAAAGCUUGACAAGGAGAAUGACCUCCAUGAUAUGCAUGACAUUCAAGAGUGCAAAGAAUGUGACCAAGUGUUCUCUGAUGUGCAAAGCUUAGAAAAGCACAUGCUAUCGCACACCGAAGAGAGGGAGUACAAGUGUGACCAGUGCCCCAAAGCCUUUAACUGGAAAUCCAACUUGAUACGCCACCAGAUGUCCCAUGACAGUGGGAAGCAUUAUGAAUGCGAAAACUGUGCCAAGCAGGUUUUCACGGACCCCAGCAACCUCCAGAGACACAUUCGUUCGCAGCACGUUGGGGCUCGUGCGCAUGCUUGUCCAGAGUGUGGUAAAACUUUUGCCACUUCUUCAGGCCUCAAACAGCACAAACAUAUCCACAGCAGUGUCAAGCCUUUUAUAUUAUGCCGCCCUGGCUUGGGAGCAAACUCACCAACACCAACUCACCAACACAAAGGUGAGGUCUGCCAUAAGUCCUAUACUCAGUUUUCAAACCUUUGCCGUCAUAAGCGUAUGCAUGCUGAUUGCAGAACCCAAAUCAAGUGCAAAGACUGUGGACAAAUGUUCAGCACUACGUCUUCCUUAAAUAAACACAGGAGAUUUUGUGAGGGCAAGAACCAUUUUGCGGCAGGAGGAUUUUUUGGCCAAGGCAUAUCACUUCCUGGAACCCCAGCUAUGGAUAAAUCUUCCAUGGUUAAUAUGAAUCAUGCAAAUCCGGGCCUUGCUGACUAUUUUGGUGCCAAUAGGCAUCCUGCUGGUCUUACCUUUCCAACAGCUCCUGGAUUUUCUUUUAGCUUCCCUGGUCUGUUUCCUUCAGGCUUGUACCACAGGCCACCUUUGAUACCUGCUAGUUCUCCUGUUAAAGGACUUCCAAACACAGACCAAUCAAUCAAAAGUCAAAGUCCCCUCAUGACACAUCCUCAGACACUGCCAGCUACCCAGGAUAUUUUGAAGGCACUAAAUAAGCACCCACCUAACCUAAGUGAAAAUAAGCCAGUGGAGCUUCAACCAGAAAGGUCCUCCGAAGAGAGGCCGCAUGAAAAGAUCAGUGACCAGUCAGAGAGUAGUGACCUUGAUGAUGUCAGUACCCCCAGUGGGAGUGACCUGGAGACCACCUCUGGCUCUGAUCUGGAAAGUGACAUUGAAAGUGAUAAAGAGAAAUGUAAAGAAAAUGGUAAAAUGUUCAAAGACAAAGUAAACUCUCUGCAGAAUUUGGCUUCCGUAAAUAAUAAGAAAGAAUACAGCAAUCAUUCCAUCUUCUCACCAUCUUUAGAGGAGCAAACUGCGGUGUCAGGAGCUGUGAAUGAUUCUAUAAAGGCCAUUGCCUCUAUUGCUGAAAAGUACUUUGGUUCGACAGGACUUGUGGGGCUACAGGACAAAAAGGUUGGAGCCUUACCUUACCCUUCCAUGUUUCCCCUCCCAUUUUUUCCAGCAUUCUCUCAGUCAAUGUACCCAUUUCCUGAUAGAGACUUGAGACCGUUACCUUUGAAAAUGGAACCCCAAUCGCCAGGUGAAGCAAAGAAGAUCUUAAAGGGAAACUCCGAGUCUCCCUUUGACCUUACCACUAAACGUAAGGAGGAGAAACCACUUACUCCUAUAACCUCAAAACCAGCAGCUCCAUCAGUGACCAACCAGGACCAGCCUCUAGAUUUGAGUAUGGGCAGCAGAAGUCGAGCUAGUGGUACAAAACAGACUGAGCCUCGGAAAAACCAUGUGUUUGGAGGAAAGAAAGGAGAUAUUGAUCUUGAAUCAAGGAAGUCAUCGGACAUCUCUUUGCAACAUGCAAGGCCGACACCUUUCUUUAUGGAUCCCAUUUACAGGAACGUCGAUCUCCACUGCAAUCAAAGGUGUUUCACUCAAGAACUCAAAACACGUUGUACCAUAGCAACACAACGUGGAACUCAAGGAGUAGAAAAAAGAAAGCUAACUGACCCGCUUGAAGCUUUAAAAGAAAAGUACUUGAGACCAUCCCCGGGAUUCUUAUUCCACCCACAAUUCCAAUUGCCUGAUCAAAGAACUUGGAUGUCAGCUAUAGAAAACAUGGCUGAAAAGCUAGAGAGUUUUAGUGCCCUGAAACCAGAAGCCAGUGACAUCAUGCAAUCUGUCCCUUCCAUGUUCAACUUCAGAGCUCCUCCCAGCACCCUGCCAGAGAACCUUCUUCGAAAAGGCAAAGAGCGCUAUACCUGCAGAUACUGUGGCAAGAUAUUUCCAAGAUCUGCAAAUCUUACCCGUCACCUGAGAACACACACUGGAGAACAGCCUUACAGAUGCAAAUACUGUGACAGGUCUUUUAGUAUAUCGUCUAACCUGCAGAGACAUGUUCGUAACAUCCAUAAUAAGGAGAAACCCUUCAAAUGUCACUUAUGUGACCGGUGCUUUGGCCAACAAACCAACUUAGAUAGACAUCUCAAAAAACACGAGAAUGGCAACAUGUCUGGUACCGCUACAUCUUCACCUCAUUCUGAACUUGAAAGCACAGGUGCUAUCCUAGAUGACAAAGAAGACUCAUACUUUACUGAAAUUCGUAAUUUCAUUGGGAAUAGCAACCACAACAAUUCAGAAGAAAGAAUUAAUGGAAGUCACUUUAAGGAUGAAAAGACUCUGGUGACAAACCAGAACUCAGACUUGUUGGAAGAUGAAGAAGCAGAAGAUGAAGUAAUGAUGGAUGAAGAAGAUGAAGAAAGUGAGAUAACAGGGGGGUCAGUUAAAGAACCAGCUGUAAGCAACAUAUGUGAAGAGGGUGACUAUGAAGAAGCAAAUGCUUUGGAAAUGAAUUGCAAGACUUCUCCUGGCAGGUAUAAGGAAGAUGAGUUUAAUAAAACUGGACUUUCUGCGUUGGACCAUAUAAGGCACUUCACCGAUAGCCUCAAAGUGAGGAAAGUAGAAGAAAGCCAGUUCAGUGAAGCUGAACUGGCAGCGUUUAGCACCUCCCAUCUGCCAGAAGACUUAAAGCAGCCAUUGUGUCGCAAGUCCAAAUCCCAGGCCAUUGCUAUGAUGCUUUCACUCUCUGACAAGGACUCGCUCCACUCUGCACCCCACAAUUCAUCCAAUGUGUGGCACAGUAUGGCAAGAGCUGCUGCAGAAUCCAGUGCCAUCCAGUCCAUUAGUCAUGUAUGACACCGCCAAAUGUAACAGGAUUGGGACCAAGUCCAAACUAGCAACAUGGCUCUUUGCUAGAAGACUAUUUAAAAGACUGCAGAGCAGAAUGCCUUAGAAAUCUGAUGGGUCACAUUUAAAGUCAGGUGACCUUAAACUGAAUGAUUUGAAAGAAAGAAAGAAAACUAUUUAUUCUCAAUCUUUUGUUUUGCACAGCGAAGGCAGCUGCUGACAUUUUGAGGAUCAAUGCGACUUUCAAAAUACAUGGAUCAAAUAGACCUUGUUGGGGAAUAUGUGUCUUCCGUGCCACCUGCUUGGGGAGGGACUUAUGGGUUAAGACGUGUAUUGUUACACACACAUUAGCACUCCUUUAAACUAAAACAGAAUUGGUUUUUCCUUUUUGAGUCCCCCCCCCCCAAAAUGUAGAAUGUUAAUUGUAGGCAGGAUUAGGAAAUUAGGAACAGUUGCUUUUCUAUACAAAUCCUCUUCAUCUAUGCUUUAUGCGUUUGAAACCAUUUAAGGAAGACAGAACUGUUCCCUCGAAUGUACAUCAACCAUUAAUCUAGAACCUAAUGACAAGGAAUAUUUUGCCCCCUCCUUAACUUUUGCCUUCUGAACUGCAUUGUAAAAAUAAAGAACCACAUGAGACAAUAAUGUAAGACGUCUGUGUAUAUUGUAAAAAAAGAAAAAAAACUUGGGAGUGUUCAGCAAUUAAAGGAGGUGAGUCUUUCAGCAUACUACAUGCAAAAGACCACAGUCAUCAAACAUACCACUAUACUGUAGUUCAAUGUUUCCCUGAUCAAUGUAAUGGCAUUUUAAUUUUAGACAAUCAUGUCACUGUUUUGUUUGUUUUAUUUUGUUGGUGUUCAUUUGUUGCUCUUGAUUUCUUUCUUUAUUGGUAUUGCGUGUACAUGUAUUUAUUUGUUGGCAAACAAUUGUUUGUGGAUUAAGAAAAAAGCACUCUUGCUAAAUGUAGCACUGUUCAUAUGAAAUUAAUAGCACUGUUCCAGUUUUCUCCAACCCCACCCCACGUCAUUUUUCUGGGCACCCAUGGACUUAAAAAAGGAGGCAAACUGAUCUGCAUAUAUGUUCGUGCAAACAGUGUUUAAAAAAGAUUUCUUACAUUCCUCUUUUACUAUCAUUUUUUUUCCUUUUACUGAAACUAAAUAAUGAAUAGAGGUGAUUUAGAGAUUUUUUUGUAAUACAGCAAAGAUGAUUCAAAUGUAUAAAGCAUUCUAAUUUUUUCUUCAUGAAAGCAUGAUUCUUCUGAUUAAAAAAGAAAAACUGUACCCAAUAUUUUAUGCCGGUUGUCUGCGAGCUUGUGUGAUGUUACGUUCAUGUUAAUCCUAUUUGUAAAAUGAAGUGUUCCAAACUUAUGUUUAAAAAAGAAAACCCCCAAUAAAUAAAUGAAUUGUAUUCAGUUAUUUUGUGGGAAGGGGCGGGAGGGGGCCAAGAAUUUCGCCCUUUUGGUGAGGGACCAGAUUUUAUUUUCCUUUUUGUUUAUUAUCUCAUUUUGAAAUAACCAGCAAGUUGAGGUACUUUCUUUAAAUGCUUUGUACAAUGUAACUGUUAUGCAUUUCAGUACAUUACUAUGGGAGGAUCAAAUUUAAAAAAAUAAAGGAUUACAAAAUGAAGACA
This is a messenger RNA of Zootoca vivipara (common lizard), 9316 nucleotides long. NCBI's taxonomy places the organism in Eukaryota, Metazoa, Chordata, Lepidosauria, Squamata, Lacertidae. The record is from RefSeq and is a predicted model, not a curated record.